Clupea harengus (Atlantic herring) is the source of this 2928-nucleotide messenger RNA. RefSeq names its product endoplasmic reticulum to nucleus signaling 2 (gene ern2). Gene Ontology annotation, biological process: protein phosphorylation; intrinsic apoptotic signaling pathway in response to endoplasmic reticulum stress; mRNA processing. Gene Ontology annotation, cellular component: IRE1-TRAF2-ASK1 complex. The coding region runs from base 28 to 2280 and encodes 750 amino acids. Lineage: Eukaryota; Metazoa; Chordata; Actinopteri; Clupeiformes; Clupeidae. The transcript has 16 exons. Gene Ontology annotation, molecular function: protein serine/threonine kinase activity; ATP binding; RNA endonuclease activity. The record is from RefSeq and is a predicted model, not a curated record.
UUGUGUGUGUGUGUGUGUGUAGAGUACAUGAUCACCAUGUAUGACACAAAGACUCAGGAGCUUCGCUGGAAUGCCACCUAUAACGACUACUCAGCCCCUCUAUACGAUGACCAGACCUACGAGUACAAGUUCUCUCACUUUGCCUCCAGCGGAGAUGGCUUGGUGGUGACGGUGGACCGUGGAUCCGGCGAGGUCCUCUGGAUGAAGCGCUUCGGCUCUCCGGUCGCCGCGUUCUACCUGUGGAACCAGGACAGCCUGCGGCGCGCGCCACACCUGACCGUCGCCACGGAAACGCUCCGAUACCUCACCUUCAACGCUCACAACACAAACGCACACACCGUCAGGUGGAGCUACCACCUCAACCAGGACCAGCACAGCACCAAGACACAGCUGGUGCCAACCCUGUUUGUGGGAAAGAUGGACUCUCACCUCUACGCCUCCACCUCACUUGUGCACCAAGGAGUCGCCAUUGUGCCCCGUGGCCUCAUUCUGGCCCGAAUCGAGGGUCCAAUCACAGAAGAGGUGACGGUGAGUGGGAGGGGCGAGUGUGGCAUGACACAUCUGACCGACGUGAAGUACCCACCCGGCAGCACCGAGUCUCUUCAGAACCACUGGCUCCUUAUUGGUCAUCAUGAGGUUCCUCCUCUGGCUCACACCACUAUGAUGAGAGAGUUCCCAGAAUUCCUGCAGCGCUCCGGUGAUGUCAUCCCCCCUCGACUCGCUCCCUACAGACCUGCUCCUUUUCCAGUGACAGGAGCUGGGGGUUCUGGCUCCGCCCCCGUGCCGCCUGACACAGUGACCUCUGACCCCGUGACCCUGCUGGUGCUCACGCUGUUGCUAGGUGCCUGGCUGGCCAUCCUCUUCUCACACACUCAGCGGGUACAGAAACUCCUGAGCUCACACCAAUCAGCCACUUCCCAUCAGAUGGCCAACCAGAAUGCAGCACAAUAUUUAGACACGCCUCCAACCUCCUCCUCCAGCAGCCAAUCAGAGAGGACUGGCCCCACCCCCGCCAGCCAGCUCCUCCCAUCAGAGAACACAGGCCCUGCCCAUUCUCAGGCUACCAGCCAAUCAACAGGUGAGGUGACGGUGGGUAAAAUCUCCUUCAAUCCUUCUGAGGUUCUGGGACAUGGAACUGAGGGAACCUUCGUCUUCAAGGGUCGUUUUGACGGGCGUAAGGUGGCUGUGAAGCGGAUCCUUCCGGAGUGUGUGGAGUUUGCGGAGCGGGAGGUGCAGCUGCUGAGGGAGUCGGACGAGCACCCCAACGUCAUCCGUUACUUCUGCACCGAGAGAGACCGCCAGUUCACCUACAUCGCCAUCGAGCUGUGUGCCGCCACACUGCAGCAGUACGUGGAGGACCCCGGCUGCCUGUACUCCUAUCUGAACCCCAUCAGGCUGCUGGAACAGACCAUGUCUGGCCUCACUCAUCUCCACUCCCUCAACAUCGUGCACAGAGACCUGAAGCCGUGUAAUAUCCUUCUGUCCUGCGGGGGCGUGUUGGGUCGUGUGAGGGCGCUCAUCUCUGACUUUGGCCUCUGCAAGAAGCUGCCGCCCGACAGACACAGCUACAGCCUGAGCUCCGGUCUCACGGGAACACAGGGCUGGAUCGCCCCUGAACUGCUCUCACACACACACACCACACGACCCACGUGUGCGGUGGAUAUAUUCUCUGCGGGGUGUGUGUUCUACUACGUGGUGUCACGGGGAAUGCACCCGUUUGGUGAUGCGCUCCGUCGCCAAGGAAACAUCCUGUCAGGAGUCUACACUCUGGACCACUUCAUGGAGGACCUGCACGAGGACGUGAUUGGUCGAGACCUGAUUGAGAAGAUGAUCAAUUCAGACCCGGAGCCCCGCCCACCUGCAUACACCAUCCUCAAACACCCUUUCUUCUGGAGUCCAGACAAACAGCUGCAGUUCUUCCAGGACGUCAGUGAUCGUAUUGAGAAGGAGGCGGCAGACAGUGAGAUUGUGGUACGUCUUGAAACAGCUGGAAGGGGUGUGGUCAGAACCAAUUGGAGAAUGCACAUCUCAUCGCCACUGCAAGCAGAUCUUAGGAAGUUCCGCACGUAUAAAGGAAACUCCGUCAGGGAUUUGCUCAGGGCCAUGAGAAAUAAGAAACACCACUACCAUGAGCUCCCUCCUGAGGUCCAGUCGGCGUUGGGUGAAGUCCCCGAGGGCUUUGUGUCCUACUUCACCUCCCGUUUCCCCCGGUUACUGCUGCACACACACACCGCCCUCAGCGUCUGUGCCAGAGAGAGACUCUUCCACCCCUACUACUGACACACACACACACACACACACACACACACACACACACACACACACACACACACCGCCCUCAGCGUCUGUGCCAGAGAGAGACUCUUUCACCCCUACUACUGACACACACACACACACACACACACAAUUGGACCUCAUCUGGCUUAUACACAAUAAUACUGUACCCUUUACAGUCCUAACACACACACACACACACACACACACCAUUGGACCUCAACUGGCUUAUACACAAUAAUACUGUACCCUUUACACUCCUAACACACACACACACACACACACACACACACCAUUGGACCUCAACUGGCUUAUACACAAUAAUACUGUACCCUUUACACUCCUAACACACACACACACACACACACACACACACACACACACACACACACACACCAUUGGACCUCAACUGGCUUAUACACAAUAAUACUGUACCCUUUACACUCCUAACACACACACACACACGAAGAAUGCGGAUGAAGAGGAUGUGAGGAUUCUAAAGUUUACCACUGUAAAAAGGGGGAAUUAACGGAUGUAAAGAUUUUAUAAAGCUUUUUUUAAAGGUGAUGUUUGUUACUGAGGAGAGUGCACUACUGUUAACAUGUAUAAAGCAUUUAUAGCACAUUAGAAAACUUAAUAAAGUUACAUUUUAUA